AAAUCGCUCUUGAUCUCUCAUCUACUCGACCCUAUCGUUAUGCGUCUGAAACAAAAGCUAUUGGUGGGACAAAGCGAGGAGGAGGCUGAGGUGUGGCAAACCUCGCGAUGGUUGAAUAGAGAUAACGUGCCUCUACCACCCUCAAGACGGACUUGGGGACCUUGGUCUUACGUUGGAUUCUGGAUCACCACCGGAGUGAACAUCUCUGGCUGGUCUGGUGGUUCUGCCUUGCUGUCACUGGGAUUGACUGUCGGUCAAUCGAUGGCUGUCGCCGUUAUUGGGAAUCUUUUGGUCGCAACCUGUGUGGUCCUGACUGGUUUGGUUGGUGCAAGAUGGCAUGUUGGAUUCCCCAUGUGGAAUCGAAUGACUUGGGGUCUUUGGGGCUCGUUGUUCCCGCUUGCGAACCGAAUCAUCCUGUCGUUUACAUGGUCUUCCACUCAAGCGUGGUUCGGUGGACAGGUUCUGAAAACUCUGCUGGGCUCUCUUGCUCCGUCGAUCUACACUAUGCGCAACGUAUUUCCAGCAUCGACACACAUGGAUUCCGCCGACUUUCUAUGCUUCAUCAUUUUCCUCCUGUUAUCGUUUCCAUUGCUCCACAUCCCGCCCGAAAAAUUCCGGAAGCCGUUCAUCGUCGCCGCCAUCACUUCGAGUAUUACUGCAUCCUCCCUACUCAUCUGGUCUGUGGCUAGAGCACGGGGUGGCGGACCACUCUUGUCUGGAAGCCAGACUGAGUACACUGGCAUACAGCCCGCAAAAGGUGCGGCCCUUGCUUGGGCCAUGUUCUACGGGAUUUCCUCUCAGAUGGGUGGCAUCUGUGCCGGGAUCCUUAACAUGUCUGACUACACUCGUUUCGCUGUCAAACCCGGUGAUCAAGUAUGGUCACAGAUCUUUGUCGUCCCCAUCAUGAGCAUCCUCACCUGUCUCAUCGGUAUCGUCUGUACCUCGUGUGCCGCUCAGUUCUAUCCCGAAGCGGGCCUGCUAUGGACGCCAUACGGACUGCUCAGCACCAUUCAAGCCAACGGAGGAAAUGGCGCGAGAGCAGCGGUUUUCUUCGCCUCACUUGCCUUCCUCAUUGCUCAGUUCGGAAUCAACAUUGCAGGCAAUGCGAUCUCCGGAGGAAUCGACUUGGCGUCGCUAUUCCCCAGGUACAUCAACAUCCGACGAGGCGCUUACAUCACCACACUCAUGGCACUGCCCAUGUGUCCGUGGGCUCUGUUAUCAGGCGCGACCGUGUUCAUCUCUGUCAUGGGCGGGUACGCCACAUUCCUUGGGCCCAUGACCGGUGUCAUGGUGUUCGACUACGUUGUAGUGAGGAAGCAAAAAAUGAAGCUCUCGUCUCUGUACGACGCCUCUUCGAGCUCGAUCUAUUGGUAUUGGCGUGGCAUUAACUGGAGAGCUCCUGUGGCCUGGGUACUGGGCGUAGCGCCACUAUUCCCGGGAUUCCUGGGUGAGGUAUCAACCAUCUCAAUUCCCAUCGGACUUCAGCAUGCGUACUACCUAUGCUUCCCUCGUGAGUACAUGAGCCUGUGCUGUCUAACAACAGUGGGAUUCACGAUUUCUGGACUCCUGUACUGGUCGUUGGCCACACUCUUCCCUAUUCCUCAUCUAGGCGAGAUCGAUGAUUACGAUGUUUUCGGCACAUUCGGGCAAGCCGAAACCUCGGCCAAAGACCUUUCAAAUGACAGCGAGAAGAACGAUGCUGUGGAACCAGUUGUUGCAGUCUUGCCUGUAUAGGCUCUUGGGUGAAGAAGGGGUAAAUCCGCCUCGGCCUGUUUCUCGUUGAGCCGUUCGGAGAAAUAGUACAGUAUUGUGAAACAUGCAUAGAGAUUAGGGAACGG
Molecule: messenger RNA, 1838 nt
Organism: Kockovaella imperatae
Lineage: Eukaryota; Fungi; Basidiomycota; Tremellomycetes; Tremellales; Cuniculitremaceae
Product: NCS1 nucleoside transporter family
Exons: 10
Coding region: 40-1734 (564 amino acids)
Biological process (GO): nucleobase transport; transmembrane transport
Cellular component (GO): plasma membrane
Molecular function (GO): nucleobase transmembrane transporter activity
Source: RefSeq, a predicted model, not a curated record